AUGAAGAAUGCUGGAGGUGACACCUAUGGAGUAGCACGAGAUCCUCAAACUGGGGAGCUUUCUGAUCUGGACCAACAGGUGUGGAUUCUUCAUGGUCAGGCCCUUGUGGUAGUUCCACGGAAUAAAAAUGUGAUCUCAGUCACUGUCACCAUUAUCGCAUGCAAGUAUCCAGAGUCCCUUGAGCAAAAUAAAGGGACUCCCAUUUAUUUGGGAAUCAAAAAUCCAGAUAUGUGUCUAUUCUGUGAGGAUGUUGAUGGACAGCCCACGUUGCAACUGAAGAAGGAGAAGAUUAUGGAUCUGUACCACAAACCUGAGCCUGUGAAGCCCUUUCUUUUUUACCACAUCCAGACGGGUGGCACCUCUACUUUUGAGUCUGUGGCCUUUCCAGGCUGGUUCAUCGCCUCCUCCAAGAAAGGCCAGCCAAUCUUCCUCACUUCAGACCAAGGAAAAUUUUAUAAUAUUAAUUUCAAUUUAGAUAUAAGCCCUUGA
This is a messenger RNA of Jaculus jaculus (lesser Egyptian jerboa), 489 nucleotides long. Its product is annotated as interleukin 36 gamma. The transcript is spliced from 4 exons. The coding region runs from base 1 to 489 and encodes 162 amino acids. Gene Ontology annotation, molecular function: interleukin-1 receptor binding; cytokine activity. Gene Ontology annotation, biological process: positive regulation of gene expression; cellular response to lipopolysaccharide; cytokine-mediated signaling pathway. The record is from RefSeq and is a predicted model, not a curated record. NCBI's taxonomy places the organism in Eukaryota, Metazoa, Chordata, Mammalia, Rodentia, Dipodidae.